GGAGCUGUGGCCAGGAACCCUGCCCCUGAAGGCACCAGACAGGCCUGGAUGAGAAAAGAUCAGGCUCAAAGCACUCAGAAGCAGUUUGUUUUUGAAAAGCCAUUAGAGGUGGGGCGCAAAGUUCCUGAUGUGGGUGUGAUAGACAAACCUGGUGUGUAUGAACUGAGCGUGUUACCAACGGGCAUUUCUAAGAUUCAGUUGAUUCCUGGCUUUAUUGACUCAGAAGAAGCAGACUGGAUAUUUGAACAGCUCCUCCAAGAGAUACCCUGGCGCCAGAGAACUCAUGUCAGACAGGAGGUAUCCUUUGAGGAGCCGAGACUUACCUGCUGGUAUGGGGAACUUCCUUACACGUACUCCAGGUUGACAAUGCAGCCAAACCCUAACUGGCAUCCCCUGCUGGCCCUGCUCAAGGGGCGCGUGGAGGAGUUCAGCGGGCGCACCUUCAACUCGCUGCUCUGCAACCUCUACCGGAGCGAGAGGGACGGCGUGGAGUGGCACAGCGACGACGAGCCCGCCCUGGGCAGGAACCCCGUCAUCGCCUCGCUCAGCUUGGGGGCCAGCCGCGUGUUCGAGAUGAGGAAGAAGCCCUCCCCUGAAGAGAAUGAAGAUUAUACUUACGUUGAAAGACUACGAAUCCCUCUUGAUCAUGGCACUCUGCUGAUGAUGGAAGGGGCUACCCAGGCAGACUGGCAGCAUCGAGUACCUAAGGAAUAUCAUUCCAGGGAUGCACGGAUAAACUUGACAUUUAGGAUCAUUUAUCCAGAAUCCGAGGGAACUUGAUAUUGAAGAGACGGUUCUUCAUGCAAUAUUGUCUAUAAACUCAAAGCUGAUCCAGAACCCCAGACUUGCUACAAAUUUAAAGGAAGCCUUACAGAAGCAGAGGUCUGUCAUAUCUGAUGAAGAGAAGAAUGGAUUUUGUGAAGAUCUUUGACAAUCAGAAGCUUGCUGUGUUAUAUGGACGGUGCUGUUUUGUCUUCAGAAGUGAUACGGUAUCAGAUGCUGCUAAAUUGCAGCCUUUGAGAAUGAAUAAUGAGCAAUCUUGCAAGAACCCAAAACACCUGAAAUUAAAGAUCUGAGAGAUACC
Nothoprocta perdicaria is the source of this 1084-nucleotide messenger RNA. RefSeq names its product alkB homolog 3, alpha-ketoglutaratedependent dioxygenase (gene ALKBH3). Gene Ontology annotation, molecular function: dioxygenase activity. NCBI's taxonomy places the organism in Eukaryota, Metazoa, Chordata, Aves, Tinamiformes, Tinamidae. The transcript is spliced from 8 exons. Gene Ontology annotation, biological process: DNA repair; DNA alkylation repair. The record is from RefSeq and is a predicted model, not a curated record. The coding region runs from base 49 to 780 and encodes 243 amino acids. Gene Ontology annotation, cellular component: nucleus.